This is a messenger RNA of Periconia digitata, 718 nucleotides long. NCBI's taxonomy places the organism in Eukaryota, Fungi, Ascomycota, Dothideomycetes, Pleosporales, Periconiaceae. The record is from the annotation of a GenBank genome assembly.
UUUCUGCUUCGCUGGAAAAAAAAAUACAUCAAGUGUCAGACAAGAGAGAGGUUACAUGACAAAUGGCAAUUCGUGAUACUAGGUGGCUGUGUGCAUGCCAUGGCAUUUCUACAUGUCGUUAUGUGCUUAUGUGCGAACAUGACGCCACGAUCAAUACUGGGUAAAAUAUGCCACAUCCCUACAUCUAUGUACCUAGGUAAGUAUUUAAAGUCUAGAUCGGCAUCGAGGUCGGAUUUGGGGGAUCUGCGGGGUAUGUGUACGUGCAUGUGCAUGCAUGCUUGCUUGCGUGGAGUAUCUACCUAUCUAUAUUUAUAUAUACCUAUGUAUGUAUGUAUGGGUGUGUUAUAUAAAGAAAUCUCCGUCCUCCCUACCUAUCCUCUCUCACCGCCCAAAACAACAAUGCUCCUCCCAACCUCCCUCCUCCUCCUCUUCCUCGCCACAUCCACCCUCGCGUCCCCCCUUGAAGCAGCACCAUCUGCGACAGCGUCGGCGAUAGAAAAAGGUCAUAAGAAUAAACAUCAUGAGCAUCUUCCUCGCUUUAAAAAGGCUUGCGAGUGCGUUAAACCGGUUAUGCCUAUGGGGAUGUUGAGUGAGAAGGAGAAAUGCCAUUUCAGAUAUUAUCAGGACAUCACGUGUUUCCAGGUUUCGGGGGGUGGAUGCAAAGAACCUGUUCUCAAGGUAUGCAGUAUUCCUUCCUUUCUUUGUUGGUAAGGUGCGU